GUUGGUCAGAGGUGUUUUUCACGGGUUUAUUGGACUUGACUAACUGGGGAGAAAUAUUAAAAUAGUGAUAUGGAUUUAUUUUUUUUGCUGCAAAUAAAUUGAUAUUUAAGUUCAAAUGAAAGGUCAAACAAAUGGUAGUGCCAUCUGCAAGGUGAAAUCUGCGUGAACGGAGUCAAGAAUUCCAGAAGUAAGACUAGAAGAAGACUGCUCAGUGAACCAGAAAGUUGCCGAGAUCAGAAGCGGCCAUGACAUUUCGUCAAAAAUGCGUGAAACACCUAGUCAUUCUUGGAGUUCUUCUGAUUAUCAUACAAGUGCUUUUAUCCAGUAAUUUUACUCACGUGAAGACUGUUUACAACAAUUUCACAUUUUCUGGAGUACAGAUAGUCGUAGAUAAUGUGGACACAAACGGCACCACAACUACGAGCAAAGGCAUUCAUCAUCACAUAGGUCAUGAAGGUCACAAUGGGUUCGAACUCGCCGCUUCGGCACACAAUGUGUGUGUCGCAAAUAAAAUAUCGUCUUCAGGCGCAAUGAAAACAAUACAUGCUAUUCCGGGCAAAAGACUAUUGUACUGUCCCAUGGAAAAGAUCGGGACAACGUUCUGGAGGCGGGUAUUCCACAUGUUAGUUGCAAGUGAUCGUGCAAAAUAUAAACAGCCAUAUGAUGUACCAAUUCAUAUCGCCCUUGGACAAGCAAAGCGUUUUACACAAACAAUUUCUAGUGCCAAAUCAGGGAAUCUGUUAACGCAGAGUGCAUUUAGUUUUUUGUUUGUAAGAAAUCCAUAUUCAAGGCUACUAUCAGCCUUUAUUGAUAAACUUGUUCCUCCUAAUCCGACAUUUUGGAAAGGAUUUGGCUUAAGGGCUAUAGCUCAGUACAGACCGAAAGAUGCUAAAGUUCCAAACGCGGGUAAAAGCUCCACACACGGAGGCCAUGAUGUGACAUUUGCAGAAUUUGUGAAAUUUGUGGUGAAUGCUGAAAAAACUGGUAAAGGUAUUGAUCCACAUAUAGUCAGUAUAAACAAAGGGUGUAAACCCUGUACCUAUAAUUAUAAGUUUAUUGGAAGAAUGGAGUCAUUUAAAGAUGAUGCGUUCUUUAUCAUGCAAAAACUCGACAUGAAUAGAACGAUUACCAUAAUGGAAACAUCGUUUAGCGAUUAUACCCUCGACGAUGCAAUCACUGAUAGUAUUAGAAGUCCAUUUCAGUGGAAAAAAGAAAUUGUCAAAUACAUAUCAUGGGAAAAGGCUCUACACAGAAUCUGGCUUAAAUUACAAAUGAGGGGAAUAGUUCAAACGAAUAUAAAUCUUAAUAUCGCGAAAGGACAUUUUGACAGUGUAAAUGUGAAUCAGUUUAUAGAAAUGGCCAGAAAAGCACAUAGAGAGUCGGACCCAGUAGAAUUGAAGAAACAGAAAGAUAUGGUUAAAAAAGAAGCAUUUGCCACUGUGCCUCUUAGUGAUAUUAAAGCAUUUAGCCAAGCUUUUAAGCCAGAUUUUGACUUGUUUGGCUAUGAUCCAAUGCCAGCUUACAUAUUUAAUCGCAGUAGUUCAGAGCCACAAGAGCCAACUCGUUUCUUUAAUUACACACAUCUUAAUUAAUACAUAUACUAGCAAUGGGCCUAAUAAUCGUUUAUAAUCGGCUUAUACCGUCAUAUUAAUGGAUUUGUUUUUAUUUAACAAUAACAAAUUAUGACUGUAUUUCUAUGAAAUAAACUAGCACAUAUUUUUUAAGAUCUCAGUAGGCAUGGUCAAUGGUUUUAUUGGUUUGAAUUAUUGAUAUGUUAAACCAGUCU
Messenger RNA from Ruditapes philippinarum (Manila clam), 1786 nucleotides. Its product is annotated as carbohydrate sulfotransferase 10-like. NCBI's taxonomy places the organism in Eukaryota, Metazoa, Mollusca, Bivalvia, Venerida, Veneridae. Gene Ontology annotation, molecular function: sulfotransferase activity. Gene Ontology annotation, biological process: carbohydrate biosynthetic process. Gene Ontology annotation, cellular component: membrane. Bases 246 to 1592 code for a protein of 448 amino acids. The record is from RefSeq and is a predicted model, not a curated record. The transcript is spliced from 5 exons.